AUGUUUGCGAACUUAGCUCCAGUUUCAGUCGGGGUGCUUGCAUUGCUCAAUGCGUGCAGUGCCACCGCUGCGACAUACCCAUUCACCGUCUAUCGUGGCACUUUCAUUCAUCUUCCACGUUUGAACUCGACUUCGGACAAACCGGAGCUUGAUCGCAACCAGGGUGUCCUUUGGGUAUCUUCUGCAGAUGGACGUAUCAAAGGAUACGACUGGUCCGUCAAUGACGAUGCCAGUUUUCAAUCAUUCCUGUCAAGUCACGGAUGGACCGAUGGCACUAGUACUAGCAAGGGGACUCAGGUCCAAGUUGUUGAGUCCAACGAUGCUCGGAAUGAGUUCUUCUUCCCUGGAUUUAUUGACACCCAUAUCCAUGCACCACAGUUCCCCAACAUUGGCCUUUUCGGCUCAUCGGGACUAUUGGACUGGUUAAACGAAUACACUUAUCCCACGGAGGCAAGCUUCGGUUCCAAGUCGGAUCCCAACAACCAACAGACAGACCCCAAAGACACACCUCCAGAGGGACUGCGUGUCUACGAUGAGGUCGUCGCUCGCACUCUGGCCCACGGCACAACUUGUGCAUCCUACUUUGCGACGAUCCAUGUCCCAGCCACCAACGCUCUCGCCGCACUAUGCCACUCCCACGGCCAACGCGCCUUUAUCGGUCGUGUCUGUAUGGACAACAAAGAUGAAUGCCCAAGCUACUACGUCGACCAAUCCGCCGAACAAGGUCUCAACGCGACCAAAUCCACAAUCGAAUAUAUCCAAACUCUCGACCCGAACGGAACAUUGAUCAAUCCAAUCAUCACCCCCCGAUUUGCACCAAGCUGCAGCAACGCCUCCCUCGACGGUCUCGGCAAACUCGCCGCAUCCUACAACCCGCCCCUCCACAUCCAAACUCAUAUCGCCGAAACCCUAGACGAAAUAGCCCUCGUCCAGCAACUCUUCCCAGAAUCAUCCAGCUAUGCCGACGUCUACGAUAAAGCGCACCUCCUCACAUCCCGUACCAUCCUCGCCCACGGCGUGCACCUCACCAAAGACGAACGCACCCUGAUCCGCCAACGAGAUUCGAAGAUCUCCCACUGCCCAGCCUCUAAUUCCGCUCUUGGCUCUGGUCUCGCUCCUGUCCGUAUCUUGCUCAACGAGGGUCUCACCGUUGGCCUAGGCACAGACGUUAGCGGUGGAUACAGCCCGAGUAUCCUCGAAGCUGCCCGCCAGGCCUGCCUCGUCUCGCGUCUCCUUCAGUAUAGCUCUGAGUAUCAGACCAUGACGGGGAAUGUCUCGACCAACGGCACGGAGAAGCUUUCCGUGGAUGAGAGUCUUUACCUUGCUACCCGGGGUGGUGCAGCCGUCGUCGAUAUGGCCGAUGAUAUUGGUGGUUUCGAUAAGGGUAUGAUUUGGGAUGCGCAGUUGAUCGAGCUAGGCUCUGUUCCGAAUAAUACGGUCAGUCCCCUUGAUGGAAGUUCUGUGGAGGCGCGUGCAGUUACUGUGAAGCGUGUGGAUGCAUCGGGUCCUGUUGGUAAUGUGGAUUUGUUUGGGGAUGAGACUUGGCAGGAACAGAUUCAGAAAUGGAUGUGGAGUGGCGAUGAUCGCAAUGUUAAAAAUGUGUGGGUUCAGGGCAAGUUGGUUCACACCAGGGAUUAA
Molecule: messenger RNA, 1638 nt
Organism: Penicillium daleae
Lineage: Eukaryota; Fungi; Ascomycota; Eurotiomycetes; Eurotiales; Aspergillaceae
Exons: 2
Coding region: 1-1638 (545 amino acids)
Biological process (GO): guanine metabolic process
Cellular component (GO): cytosol
Molecular function (GO): zinc ion binding; guanine deaminase activity
Source: RefSeq, a predicted model, not a curated record